Molecule: messenger RNA, 1597 nt
Organism: Macroventuria anomochaeta
Lineage: Eukaryota; Fungi; Ascomycota; Dothideomycetes; Pleosporales; Didymellaceae
Product: glycosyltransferase family 1 protein
Exons: 4
Coding region: 96-1550 (484 amino acids)
Source: RefSeq, a predicted model, not a curated record
GUUAAAUCAAUCAAUCAAUCAAUCACCACCCAGAUCACAGAGUCCUUGUUCCUUUGUUGAUCUUUUUCGUGUUAUACCAUUUCAGCAAGUCCAUCAUGCCGUCUAGAUCGUUAUUACUAGUAGGGCUUUUGCCGCUUAUCGCUCUAUUUUAUGUCCAAUACUCGAACGUGUUCCUAUCCAGCAAGAAUGUCGUGCCUCUGUCGCGUUCGAAGACGCCCAUCGUUAUGGCCUCCAUACCAGCCUUCAGCCAUAUGGAAAAGAUCACCACCAUUGCCGAAGGCCUUAUUCAACUAGGCUAUCCGGUCAGUUUCCUCACCGGCCCUGAGUUCGAAGACUACAUCGAAUCGAUCGGGGCGACCUACGUUCCCAUAGAAGGCAAAGGCCCCGGACUCAUGGCCGAAGACAAGAUGUCUACAUUUCUGAGCUUACAAGGGGACGAGUUGGAGAUCUUCGCGUUCAAAGCAAUCUUCCUCGACGAAAUCCCUUCGCAAUACCGCACUCUCCAGCGAACUUUCACCGACAUCCGCGACAAAUACGGACCAGAGCAGCCGCUGAUAUACAUUGCUGACUGUACAUUCGGCGGCCUCGCACCCGUCUUGCUAGGCGCAGACGGCAUUCGUCCAGAUGCUGCCAUCUCGAUCGGACAUGUUCCCUACGCAGCUGCCAGCAACGACACAUUCCCCGUCAGAUCUGGCCGUCACCCAGACACCAGCGCGGACUCGAAACGAAUCCACUUCGAGGCACAGCAGGCACAGUACAACAGCUACCCCGACCGUGAGUGGAACGCGCACACUCGCGACGUUCUAGCCCAGAUGGGCGCCACGACAUCGUUUGCCAGUAUGUUCGACAUGUUCGCGUCCGCGUCGGACAUCUUCCUGCAAUACGGUGUCCCCGAGUUCGAAUACCCGCGAACGGACUACCGCCCGAAUCUAAAGUUCAUUGGCGCACCGGUCACUGUUGGUAUUGCUGAGCGUGCUCUACCGCAAUGGUGGGGCGAUGUGCGCGAGGCGAAGAAGGCCGGGAAGCGUAUCGUGGCCGUGACAUCCAGCAGUGUGAUAUUCGACAACAACGUCCUGAUCAUACCGGCGCUCGAAGCACUGAAGGAGCGCGACGACGUGCUUGUUAUUGCUGCGCUUGUCACUUCCGAUGUCGAGCAAUUCGAAUUCAAGACGCCCGAGAACGCGAGGGUUGCGAAAUUCAUCCCCCUCGAUCUCGCUCUCCCUGAGGUAGAUGUGUUAAUCACCAACGGCGGCUACGGCACAAUCCAACAAUCCCUCCGCGCCGGCGUUCCUCUAAUCGUAACAGGCGUCGCCCAGGAUAAAUCGCACACUGGUGCGCUGAUCAAUUACAUCGGCAAUGGUAUCUACAAUGCUGUGCAUGAAACGAGUCCGGAGAUGCUCAGCGGCGCGUUUGAGGAGAUAUUGCGGAACCAGAGUUAUAGGGCGAAAGCGGAGGCUAUUGCAAAGGAGUAUGAGAAGUAUAAUGCUGUAGAGAUUGUGGAUAAGGAGAUACAGCGGGUACUGGAGGGGAAGUUGCUUGAAAAGGCCUAGGUGAGCAGGGUAGAGGUAGAACAGAGGCCUGCACAGUCACAUCAAUC